GCCUGAUGGACCAGGAAGAUAGCAGGGAGCUUAUUCUCAAUACAGGCACUCAUUGAGAAGUGAAGGCAGACUACCCUUCUUUCUGAUUACCCUUGUCAUGUGAACACUGUGCCAGGGGCGGACUGACAACUCAUGGGGCCCCUGGCAAUAGGGGAUCAUGGGGCCCUUGUGUCCUCCCCCACACUCAAACCACACCCAAAAAAGCCUAUGAAAGGAACUAGGGGCAUCUCAUGGGGCCCCCUACUGACCCUGGGCCCUCGGGCAGUGCCCAAGUGCCUAAAUGGUCAGUCCGCCCCU
Messenger RNA from Staurois parvus, 297 nucleotides. The record is from the annotation of a GenBank genome assembly. Lineage: Eukaryota; Metazoa; Chordata; Amphibia; Anura; Ranidae.